Phycodurus eques (leafy seadragon) is the source of this 1545-nucleotide messenger RNA. Its product is annotated as gamma-crystallin N-A-like. Gene Ontology annotation, biological process: lens development in camera-type eye; visual perception. The transcript is spliced from 6 exons. The coding region runs from base 897 to 1448 and encodes 183 amino acids. The record is from RefSeq and is a predicted model, not a curated record. Gene Ontology annotation, molecular function: structural constituent of eye lens. NCBI's taxonomy places the organism in Eukaryota, Metazoa, Chordata, Actinopteri, Syngnathiformes, Syngnathidae.
GAAGAAUCGCCACAGAAGAAGAGGAUUUGCCACAGAGCCAAUCUACGACGUCAAAGAUCCGUUGAGAAAUGAAAAGAUGGGGACAAGUUUAAAGAGAAGCAAGUCAUGUAACGGGCUGUAAUCCACUUUGACGUGUCCAACGAACAAGUCCAAUUUUCCUCAAGGGAAGACAUUGCUCGUGAAGUACUGAUCAGAAUAUGGAGAUGAUGAUAAAUGAAAUUAAUCAUGUUUGUUUUUGCAGCUUUCAUGUUCUGUGUUUCUGGAAGCCCGAGGUGGGAGUUUUUAUCCCCAUGUGUUUUGUAUUUAACAUCCUUGAGAAUUCAAAGUCAAGUGAGGACAAGCUUUUUAGGUUAAAAAAAAAAAAAAAAAAAGAGUAAGUGUCAAAUGUCCAUGCCCAAAAAGACUCAAAAAGUCUGCCAUUUUGGUUUGAAGCAACUAUUUUGGGAUCAUUUUAGCCAUUUCCAGGGGUCCAUCAGAGGCAAACCAGUCCUGGAGAUUCCGUCCAAUUGCAACCAAAUUUGAACAGUGUAAAUAAGACAGAUGAAUGACACAAAAUUGCGAAAGCUUCAACUUUCCAGCAGUACGUAUGGGCGCAACAUGGCAUUGAAAUUUUGACAACUGUCAGAUGUUAUUAUUCAAUCAGCUCUACAAUUUUAGAGCCUGAACAAAAGUGCCCCAGCUGGCAGAAAUGUGGAGAUGCAAAGACUCCAAAGCUUUUUGAAAAUGAAAGCGACCCUCUGGCUCUAUUGUGAACCAAAGUCCGACCUCAGCAGUGGCACAAUGUAAGAGAAAGUGCCCAUGUGGCAAAACGACUAAGCCCGCCAUUGUUGUGCUUUUGUAUAUAUCCUCGUAGCCAGGCUCGUGGCGGGGGUUUGGAACAGCUAGAACUGUGGAAAAUGUCUCAGAGCUCAGGAAAGAUCGUGCUGUACGAGGGCAAGAACUUUACAGGCCGCAAGCUGGAGGUGUGCAGCAGCUGCGACAACUUCCAGGAGCGCGGCCUGGUCAACCGCGUCAACUCCGCGCGAGUGGAGAGCGGUGCCUUCGUGUGCUUCGACCACCCAGACUUCAAGGGCCAGCAGUACGUGUUGGAGCGUGGCGAGUACCCCGAAUUCCAGCGCUGGAGCGCCCACAACGACCACAUGGGCUCCUGCCGUCCAAUCAGAAUGCACGGCGAGCACUACAGGCUGGAGGUGUUUGAGGGCGACAACUUCAGCGGCCAGCACGUGGAGCUGAACCAAGACUGUCCCUUGCUGCAAGCCAAAGGCCUGACAAAGAGCUGCAUCAAGUCCCUCAAGGUGUACGGAGACGGAGCUUGGGUGCUGUACGAGGAGCCCAACUACCGCGGUCGCAUGUACGUGGUGGAGCGAGGAAGUUUCGGCAGCCACACCGAGUGGCAGGCGGACAAUCCCAAGAUCCAAUCUGUUCGCAGGGUCGCCAACUACUUCUAAGAUGGCGCAGAAGCAAUUCUGGAAAGCAGUAAAGGCUGAAGAAACAUCCGAUAACUUGCCGCUUCACUUUUGUACCGCCUUAUUCCAAAGCCGCAAA